Messenger RNA from Funneliformis caledonium, 145 nucleotides. The record is from the annotation of a GenBank genome assembly. NCBI's taxonomy places the organism in Eukaryota, Fungi, Glomeromycota, Glomeromycetes, Glomerales, Glomeraceae.
AGCAGAUCCUGAACCAAUACCUUCUGUCACAGCUAUCAUUAUAUGGAGUGGUGAACCUCCUUCAGCUAAACUUCCCUCUGCAUACGCAUCAAAAAAUGGUCAGCAUUUGGCUAGAAUUAAUUAUUGCGCACAUGACGAUAAGUAG